AUGGCGAGUAACCCUCCCGGGAACCCCAAAAACCUCCCUGACAGCCGCUCGGGGCCUCGCCGGGACCCCCUCAGGAGCCUCCGGGACCCCCUCAGGAGCCUCCGGGACCUCCAAAAGCCUCCCGGAACCCCCUCAGCAACCUCCGGGACCUCCAGAAGCCUCCCCGGGACCCCCUCAGGAGCCUCCGGUACCCCCGGGAUCCUCUCCGGGACCCCCUCAGGAAACCCCGGCACCCCUCAGGACCCUCCGGGACCCCCUCAGGACCCUCCGGGACCCCCUCAAGUCCCUACGGGAGUCCCUCAGGACCCUCAGAAACCUCCCGGGACCCCCUCAAGACCUCCGGGACUCCCUCAGGAGGAUCUGGGAACCUCUCGAACCUCCCCGGGUCCCCCUCACGACCCUCAGGGACCCCCUCAGGACCCUCCGGGACUCUUCAAGACCCUCCGGGAGCCCCUCAGGACCCUCCAGACCGUCCCCGGGAGCCGCUCGGGGCCCGGAGCCGCCCCGGUGCCGCCGCCAUGUCGGACUCCGGGCAGAGCCCCGCCCCCGGCGCGCGGCGCCGCUGCUGGAACCGAGAGAAGGAACCGGAGGAGGGGAGGCGGAGAGAGGAGGGAGCUGGGGGAGGAGCCAGCAGGGACGCUACAGAAGACGCCAAUCAUCCUGGCCAAGCCCCCUGCAGAACGGCAGCAGCUGCCUCCGGCCGCCCCCAAGGCGGGGCCAGCACAAGCCCCGCCCCCUCCUGCGCCGGCCCCGCCCAUCGUGCUGAUGAAAGCACGGGGGGAGGAGGGUCGGGGAGGGGGCGGAGCCUCGGCAGCACCAGGGGAGGGGCCACAGCAAGCCCCGCCCACCGAGAGGGAGGGGCCACGCCCCACCCAACCUGUCUAUCAACUGCACAGCCGGGGCUUGGCCCCGCCCGCCGCGCUGGACCCUGCCCAGGCCCAGGCCCGGCUGGCGGCGCCCGAGAAGAUGAAAAGCAGCAUCAAACUGGUGGACGAGCAAAUGAACUGGUGCGACAGCGCCCUCGAGUUCCUGCUGGAGCAGACGGACGUGCUGGUGGUGGGAGCGCUGGGGCUGCAGGGCACGGGCAAAUCCACGGUGAUGUCGCUGCUGGCCGGGAACCAGCCCGAGGAGGACCCGCGGUCCUUCGUGUUCCGGCCGCAGCCGCCGGAGCUGCGCGAGAGGGGCGGGGCUCAGACCGGGGGCAUCGACCUCUUCAUCACCCAGGAGCGCGUCCUGUUCCUGGACACGCAGGUAAUUAACGCUAAUUAGCGCUAAUUAACCUUAGUUACCCUUAGUUA
Melospiza melodia melodia is the source of this 1298-nucleotide messenger RNA. RefSeq names its product nonsense-mediated mRNA decay factor SMG9-like. Gene Ontology annotation, biological process: nuclear-transcribed mRNA catabolic process, nonsense-mediated decay. The record is from RefSeq and is a predicted model, not a curated record. The coding region runs from base 1 to 1269 and encodes 422 amino acids. NCBI's taxonomy places the organism in Eukaryota, Metazoa, Chordata, Aves, Passeriformes, Passerellidae. The transcript has 7 exons.